Messenger RNA from Geosmithia morbida, 1701 nucleotides. RefSeq lists its product as uncharacterized. The record is from RefSeq and is a predicted model, not a curated record. Gene Ontology annotation, molecular function: ATP binding; protein kinase activity. NCBI's taxonomy places the organism in Eukaryota, Fungi, Ascomycota, Sordariomycetes, Hypocreales, Bionectriaceae. Bases 1 to 1701 code for a protein of 566 amino acids. Gene Ontology annotation, biological process: protein phosphorylation. The transcript has a single exon.
AUGGAUCCAGGAACGGCCUUGGCCGUUGUGUCGCUCUCAUUCGAGGUGUUUGCCGGGUGCAUCAAGGGCUUUGUCAUGAUAUCCGAUGCCCGGAAUAUGGACAAGGAUGCGGCCGUCGAACGUACCAAGCUCAUCCUGCAAGAGUACCGGCUCAUCGAGUGGGCCAGGGCCAUAAACCUCGACUCCCCGCCUAGCCAGCCGUCGUCGCCCCUGCCCAGCAGGCAUCCUGCUGCCCUCAUCCUGCUUCAGCUGGAGCAGCUGCUAUCCUCGACCGAGACUCUCAGGAAGAGGUACAAGCUGGAACUCGUCGCGCCACCGGACGGCUCCGACGAUCUGGUCCUCUCCGGGGCGGCAGACGAGUCCGCAUCUUCCGUCCUGUCCAGCAUCGUCUCGACCGAGACCAGGAGAGGCAUUCUUGAGAAGUCGUCCAAGAUGGGCUCCGCGAAUCGGAUGCCGAAGCGGCUGUGGUGGGCGGCCGUCGACAAGAAGAAGCUUGCACAGCUCAUACAAGAGGUGACGGGACUCGUCGAUGGACUCUGGUCUCUCCUGGACAUCUCCCAUCGGGCGCAGACGUCCCACGCUGUCAACGAGACGCUGCGGCUCACCAUCCAAGCGAGCCAUGACAUCAAGGGUCUCCGGGACCUCCAGGCAUCCCUCUACGACGCGGCUACAGCUUCCGGCAUGAGGAAUGGACUCGCCGCAUCCGCCGGCCUCAGGGCGCAGCAUGCCACGCUCUCACUACGCACUCGCGGCGGGGUGCCCUCCGUACCGCCGCGGGCCCCGGCUGUCCUGGAUCCAGCUCGGCUGAGCAGGAUCCGCAUGCUGUCGUCCACCAUCGGAUCGGCUCUGUACGAGGGAAGCCCGGUGUUGAUAGAAGAGAAGCACGUGGUUACGCGGAUGAAGGCCAAGCUCAGGUCGCGUGUCGAAGGGCUCGCGGAUCUCCUUUCCCAGCCUCCCACGCCGACUUUCCAGACGUUUCCCUGCGUGGGGUACACCGAAGAGCAAGCGGGGUUCCGCCUGGUGUUCCGGCUCCCCUCGGCCGGCGGGCAGCCUCAGCCCCUGCACAACGUGCUCUCGAGAUCCAACGGGUCGCUCCCCGACGUCGGGACCCGGCUCCGUCUGGCAGCGCAGGUCUGCCAGACUCUCCUCAGCUUCCACACAGCCGGCUGGCUCCACAAGGACGUGCGAUCGGAGAACAUCAUCCUCGUCUCGGACGGCUCGACCGCAGUCGACGGCGGCAGCACGGCAGGCCUCGGCCAGCCCCACCUCUGCGGCUUCUCCUUUGCCAGGCAGGACUCGCCCACCGAGAUCAGCGAGCAGCCGACGGCGGACCUGUCUCGGGAUAUCUACCGGCACGCCAUGGCCCUGGGCGAGCCGUCCGAGGCCUUUGAGCGCCACAUGGACGCCCACUCCCUGGGCUGCGUGCUGAUCGAGAUUGCCGAGUGGACGCCCCUCAAGAAGAUUGUCAGGAAGCGCCUGGAGCCCGUCGCCGGCGCUGGUGUCACACUGUCUGACGUCGCCGCUCUCUCCGGCUGGCUGCACACCCGAUACAUAUCGGAAGGAGUGGCGGGGUUUCGGCUCGGGGCCGCUUUCACGAGGAUGCUGUCCCUGUGCAUCCCCGCUCCGGGUACGGACGUGAACCCGCCGGAUCUGUCCGACUUCUACUCGGCGCUAGAGGGCAUGUUGGACGGUGAGAUAUGA